Molecule: messenger RNA, 4921 nt
Organism: Oryzias latipes (Japanese medaka)
Lineage: Eukaryota; Metazoa; Chordata; Actinopteri; Beloniformes; Adrianichthyidae
Gene: prdm5
Product: PR domain containing 5
Biological process (GO): regulation of DNA-templated transcription
Molecular function (GO): DNA-binding transcription factor activity, RNA polymerase II-specific; protein binding; RNA polymerase II cis-regulatory region sequence-specific DNA binding
Source: RefSeq, a predicted model, not a curated record
ACAAUGUUCCCUUUGGAUUAGUUUGAUGUGGAAAAACAACAGUGGGCGGAACUUUAGAAAAGUCAAAUGUGAAUUGACAUUCAUUCUUGUAUAAUUGUUAGUUUGUACACAUAUUUAAAUUACACUUGAUUAUCUUGAGGAAACAGAAGGAAUGUGGAAAACUUCUCCUGCUCUGUUCAGUACCAGGUAUUCACCUCUGAGUGUCACUGGUUGAAGUUUUGGGUAAUGAUGUUCUGGAUCAAUUUAUGUCAGUGAAUCAGAUUAAAUCAGAUCUUUCAAAAAGAACCAACAUCGACUAUGAAUCGGAUCCUCGACCACAAAUGAUGGCAUGAACUGAAUGGCUAAAAUGAAUCAUUACACCCCUAGUAUUUGAAUGAAAACAAACAAACAAAAAAAAAAAAAUCUUGUACAACAGGUACCCAGGAGUAUUGGCUAUUCCAUCAAUACUUCAAAGCCAUCACCUCCAUACCGGAUCAAUAUCAUCCCUGCAAUUAUUUUAUGGACAGUACUAUUAUUAUUAAAAAAUGAUAAACAAUUAUUUGUGGUAUCAUCACUGUUCAGCAGAGAUGUUAUUGACAGCUUUGGUUUUAAUAAAUAACAGCCUUGAUUGAAUGUUGGAUUAAAUAUGACUGCAGUCCAGCUGUUCUCUGUACUGUAUGCAGCUGCUUGAAACACGCAGGCGGCAGACGGCUGCAGACAGCAAGGUAGCCUCUGGUUACAAACUUUGGACCAAUCAGGACGCAGCUCCUCUUCCUGCUGCAGGAGCAGCUCAAGUCCAACCUGGAAGACAGAAAGAUUCCGCUCCUUCCGCCUCCUGCCCUCCGAUACUCCUCUAAAUGUGUCUGAGGAGCACUUGUCCCGGUGAGGACAAUGUUGGGGAUGUACGUGCCGGACAGAUUCUCUCUGAAAUCGUCAAAGGUCCAGGAUGGAAUCGGUCUUUACACGGCGAGGCGAGUGAAAAAGGGAGAAAAGUUUGGUCCGUUCGCUGGUGAGAAGAAGCUGCCCGGAGAGCUGGAUGAAAGCUCCGACACCAGACUCAUGUGGGAGGUCCGUGGCGGUAAAGGAGAUGUUCUGUAUAUUCUGGAUGCGAGUAACCCCCGCCACGCCAACUGGCUGCGGUUUGUCCAUCAGGCGCCUUCACAGGAGCAGAAGAACUUGGCAGCCAUUCAGGACGGGGAGAACAUUUUCUACUUGGCCGUUGACGACAUUGAGACGGACACGGAACUUCUGGUUGGCUACCUGGAUAGUGACAUGGAAGAGGAUGAGGAUGAGGAGGAAGAUGACAUUAAAGAUGAAGAUGAGAACAGCAAAGAGUCCAGGCAUCUUGUGGAAAUGGAGCUUGUCAUAAAGAAGGAAGAUCACCCCUGCCUGCUGUGUGAGAGCAGUUUCCCCAGUGAGGAGAUCCUGGCUGCUCACCUGCAGAGUCUGCACCAGAGGCCAAGCACUGAGGAAAAAGAGUUCAAAUGCAGGAACUGUGGCAAGAAGUUCCCCAUCAAACAAGCUCUGCAGCGUCAUGUUUUGCAUUGCUCUGAGUCGCUGGAUCCAUCAGGCGACUCUAAAGCUCACCAGUGUUCCUUUUGCCACAACUCUUUCAACUCAGAAUCUAGUUUCGAGCAGCAUAAAGAAGCCUGUAAAGGGGAUGCCAGGUUCAUAUGUAAAGCAGAGAGCUGUGGAAAAAGAUUCAAGAGCAAGGACGCUCUCAAGAAACAUAAAGGCAACGUUCACACAGGGAGUGGAAGGCGGAAGCUGAUAUGCACCAUAUGCAACAGAAAAUGCUCGUCUUCCCUGAAUCUUCAGGAACACAGAAAGAUCCACGAAAUCUUUGAAUGCCACGCAUGCGACAAGAAAUUUAUCUCCACCAAUCAGCUGAAGCGUCAUAUGAUCACGCACUCGGAGAAGCGGCCGUUUACCUGUGAGAUCUGCAGUCGAUCGUUCAAGCGCCUGGACCAGGUGACGGCUCAUAAGAUCAUCCACAGCGAGGACAAGCCGUACAAGUGUAAGCUGUGUGGAAAAGAGUUUGCCCACCGAAAUGUCUACAAGAAUCACAAAAAGACACACUCUGAGGAAAGGCCUUUUCAGUGUGAGGAGUGCAAAGCGUUGUUCCGCACCCCCUUCUCUCUACAGCGCCACCUUCUCAUCCACAACAGUGAGAGGACAUUCAAGUGUGACCAGUGCGACGCCACCUUCAAGAGAAAAGACACGCUCAAUGUCCACAUCCAGGUGGUGCACGACGGACACAAGAAGUACAAGUGCGACCUGUGCGAGAAGGCCUUUGUCACUCCGUCUGUCCUCAAGAGCCACAAGAAGACUCACACAGGGGAGAAGGAGAAGAUCUGUCCAUACUGCGGACAAAAGUUCGCCAGCAACGGCACGCUGAGAGUCCACAUCCGCAGUCAUACAGGUGAGCGACCAUACCAGUGCCCUUACUGCGACAAAGCAUUCAGCAAGAAUGAUGGCUUGAAGAUGCACAUUCGGACUCACACUCGGGAGAAGCCGUAUAAAUGCAGCGAAUGCAACAAGGCCUUCAGCCAGAAAAGAGGACUGGAUGAGCACAUGAGGACGCACACGGGAGAGAAACCUUUCCAAUGUGAUGUGUGUGACCUGUCGUUCAGCCUGAAGAAGAUGCUCAGCAGGCACAAGCUGACGCACAACCCCAACCGGCCCAUGGCGGAGUGCCAGCUGUGCCACAAGAAGUUCACCAGGAACGACUACCUCAAAGUGCACAUGGAGAACGUCCACGGGGAGACGGAAAGCUGAACCAUCUAUGGGAGCACCAAGGAGAUUCCAGGAUGAAACUCGGCUUUAUGUCCCAGUAAAGUGCUGUUUACAGAGACAGACAGACAGCAGAAAUGUUGUUAUUAUUAAUACAUGCGAUGGAAAUAUGGAAGACAUUAAGGCAAGCAUUUUAAGGCUAAAACACGGGCUGUGCAUUCGUCUUUUUUUCCACAGUACACUUGUUUUUGAUAUUUGAACAGAUUUCCUGAUACGUUGCCUGCGGAGCCGGAGAGUCUGCUCCCAGUCUUCCAUUUCACAUGCAGUUUUUCUGAUUUCUGACCGGAGCUGCUGCACAGACUCUCCCUGCCUGACCUCCUGCUUUCUUGUCUUCAGCCUUUACUGUUCUCUUGUGGCCAGUUGCCAAAUGUUGAAGAAAGUCUGUGACAAAAAACAUUUGUGGGGGCUUUUUUUUUUGCUUCUUUUUUUCCAACUUUCUAUGUAUGUGUUCCAUAUGUUCACACCUUUCCGUUUCAAGUGCCACCUGUUUGUAAGUCCAAACUCCUUUUGUUGUAUUGAAUGGCUUUGAUUGUGUACUGUGCUGUAGCAGCACCACAGAAGAUGGAGAGGCAGAGGUCUGAAAACAGUAACCAGCUCUGGGCGCUCAGCUGUUGUUUAUAUGAUAGUCAGGCCUUAUAAACAUGCUGUCGUUUGCCUUUCGUGCAGCUUUUUCUGGCUGCACUUUGGGAAAAGGUAAUUUAAUUAGACCCAAUAUUUACAAGUUCCUUCUCUGCGUUUUGGCUGGAUUUGUUGUAGCUCCUCAUCAUUAAGGCUUCUCCUUAAAUGUGUUUUGUCAUUAUCGGCCAUUCAUUAAGCUUUUGCUUUGUUCUGCUUUAAUAACUGUUUAAUACACUUUCAUGUAUUUGGCUGGAAGUCCCUUUCUGUCUUCUUUUCCAAUUCAUUUAGCUGAUGGGACCCCGUCUCCCUGAUGCUUUUCUGACUUGUGCAAAACCUCAUCACCUACCAAACCUCCAUUUCCUCCUCCUGCUCUAAUUAUGUUUGUGAGCAGUGAAGAAAAAAAAUGGCAUUGAGGGUUGAUUAAAAGCGUUCAGUUCUCCUUGUUCAUCUAUUCUUAGUCUGAUGGGAGCGGAGGCUAAUUAAGGCUUUUUUUUUUUCGGUCUCUGAGGCCACAGUCACCGCUCGCCGGAUCUGUAGAGCCACACACCAAAGGGCGCCUCUGAUGGUUUCUCUCUGUGGAUGCUGCAAGUCUUUCUCACGUCCAUCACUCAUAGAGCGUCUCCUCUAUCUCCUGAUUUGAGCUCUGUGAGAAUCUGGAUUGAAGUGGGAGGCCUGCGCCUCGCUCUCAUUACAGGGACUGUAGCUCAAACUCAACAAAUGCUAACAUGUGGUUCUGGCUUCCUGAAAACAUCCCAGUAUGUCACGUUUCAAACUGGGUGCUGUUGGUUCAACAAUUAACGUAUUUCUUGUGGUCGCAUUGGAUUACAUCCCAGCUCACGAUUCUGAAAUAAAAAACUGAUGAAGGUCUCUAAGGAUCCUGUUGGGCGCUCGGAGGAGAACGGCAAGCCAACCCUCCCAGACUAAUAGGGCUAAUCAGGUUAAAGAACAUAAAAUGUUAACCCAGGAUUGAUAUGUUAUACAAGAUAGAAACACAGGAGUAAAAGUUUGUUUUUAAGUGUUCGUUUCAAAGGCAGACUUGAGUAAACAUUGAUCAUGUCAUUGGCCUUUUCUGUGCUUUUCAUUCUGCUGUUGUGUUUGUUGUCAAACUCAAGCAUUUCUCUCCUUGCAGAUAACAAAACCGAUUUUUAGCAUUUUUUUCAGUUUGACCCAAGAAAGAGUUUGGAUUCUACCAACUAGAUCAGGGGUGGGCAAACCAUGGCCCGUGGGCCGAAUGUUGCCUGCCAAGCUAUUUAAUUUGGCCGGCCAAACUGGAAUAAAUUAUUUUGAUAAUCCUUAUUAAUGUUUUAUUUUCCCUGUAGGAUUGUUGUCUAGAAAAUGUGCACCCAUCCAGAUAAACUGACCUUUGUCUGGGUGCAGAAAGAUAUUCUACAUUGUGGUGUUGGAAGAUCUGUUGUUUUUGUACGAUCAUGUGCGUUUUCCAAGUUGGAAAAUAAUUUUUCCGUUCAUUUCAACACCAAAAGACUGCAGCAUUUCUCUAAGUUUGCAUUUUUUUUUUGAAAAAAAAAAAAAA